Aspergillus steynii IBT 23096 is the source of this 764-nucleotide messenger RNA. RefSeq lists its product as uncharacterized. The transcript has 2 exons. The coding region runs from base 197 to 646 and encodes 149 amino acids. The record is from RefSeq and is a predicted model, not a curated record. Lineage: Eukaryota; Fungi; Ascomycota; Eurotiomycetes; Eurotiales; Aspergillaceae.
CACCUCUUUGACAUCCAGACUUCAACCACAAUCUCUACAAUCUUGACACUCUUCGAUCUACAGACCACUCUUCUCUCAUCUUUGAUCGUUCGAUAUAAUAGUACUGUCUCUCUCCUCUGCUUCAAGCCUUCGAUCACCAAACGCCAACCUGGACCUCGAUCAAUCUCGCACUUCCAAAACUUUCUCAACCGCAACCAUGUCUUCUCACUGGAACUGUGAAUCCUGCAACUUCGGCCCUCACAGCGUUGAGCUUCACAAAUCCUGCAUGCGCUGUGGCUCUCCUCGCACUGGCAACUCAUCGUCCGAAGACAUGCACUCGCACCACGGUCUACACAUGUGCAACGCCAUGUCUCCGUAUCCCGCUCCAGUACACAACCACGAGCUCUCGUCCAGCCCAUUGAAGGGCUCAUCACCGGUCAUCAAGCACGGCUCUUCCAUCCCACAGCCCUCGUUAUUUGGCGGGGACAUUCACGAUCGCCCUACUUCCAACCUCGCCAGCUACAGCACCGAGGGUGCCAGAAUGCACGGCAGCACCUUUCUGUACAUCUGCUGCAACUGCCAGGAUGGCCCAAAAACCUACAACAUGCAACCCCGAUGUGUGAUUUGCAACCACGUUGUUUGCUCCAACUGCCAGCACGUGAAAUAAUUGAGUCACCUUCAAUCGGUGCUUUUCUCCGGGGUCGAUGUUUGAAUACUUUUUUCUUUCUUUUUUUCAGCGGAAACAUUAUGAGCAUGACUGGAUACAUGUAACGGACGGAUACGGA